UAGAACUAUUGUACGGCUGCCAGUGACUGUCUGUAUUAGGGUUUGGAGCAGGAACAUGGAUUUGAAGACAUUAAAACUGUUUAAUUCUCAGUUGAGAUGUGGCUGGCUUUUAUACAUUUGGAAUAAAGCAUUUAUGGCACAUCUCAGGGUUCCUCAAGAUGAAUGGACGGGGUACACCCCUCGAGGCAGGGACGAUGAAAUUCCAUGCCGAAGAAUGCGAAGUGGCAGCUACAUCAAGGCCAUGGGGGAUGAAGACAGUGGGGACUCAGACACAAGUCCCAAGCCUUCUCCCAAAGUGGCUGCGCGAAGAGAAAGCUAUCUCAAGGCGACCCAGCCAUCCCUCACAGAACUCACCACCCUCAAGAUUUCCAAUGAACAUUCACCCAAACUCCAGAUCCGGAGUCACAGCUACCUGAGGGCAGUAAGUGAAGUGUCAAUCAACCGAAGCCUGGACAGCCUAGACCCUGCAGGCCUGCUCACAUCACCAAAGUUCCGCUCCCGGAAUGAGAGCUACAUGCGAGCUAUGAGCACCAUUAGCCAGGUGAGCGAAAUGGAAGUGAAUGGGCAGUUCGAAUCCGUGUGCGAAUCCGUGUUCAGCGAGCUGGAGUCGCAGGCGGUGGAAGCGCUCGACCUGCCCAUGCCCGGCUGCUUCCGCAUGCGGAGCCACAGCUACGUGCGGGCCAUCGAGAAGGGCUGCUCCCAGGACGACGAGUGCGUGUCCCUGAGGUCGUCCUCCCCGCCACGCACCACCACCACGGUGAGGACCAUCCAAAGCAGCACGGGUGUCAUAAAACUGAGUUCUGCAGUUGAAGUGUCAUCUUGCAUUACAACAUAUAAGAAGACACCACCUCCAGUCCCACCCAGAACUACCACGAAACCUUUCAUUUCUAUCACAGCCCAGAGUAGCACAGAGUCUGCGCAGGAUGCCUACAUGGACGGACAGGGCCAGCGAGGGGACAUUAUCAGCCAGUCUGGACUCAGCAACUCCACAGAAAGCCUGGACAGUAUGAAGGCUCUGACAGCCGCCAUCGAGGCCGCCAACGCCCAGAUUCACGGCCCUGCGAGUCAGCACAUGGGCAAUAACACUGCCGCGGUCACCACCACCACCACCAUAGCCACAGUCACCACAGAGGACAGGAAGAAGGACCUUAAGAAAAACCGAUGCCUGUCUAUCGGGAUACAGGUGGAUGAUGCUGAAGAACCUGACAAAGCAGCAGAGAAUAAAGCACCCAGCAAGUUCCAGUCCGUGGGCGUGCAAGUAGAAGAGGAGAAGUGUUUCCGCAGGUUCACUCGAUCCAACAGCGUGACAACGGCGGUGCAGGCGGACCUGGACUUCCAUGAUAAUCUGGAAAAUUCUAUGGAAUCUAUAGAGGACAAUUCGUGUCCCGGCCCCAUGGCCCGGCAGUUCUCCCGGGAUGCCAGCACCUCCACCGUCAGCAUUCAGGGCUCAGGAAACCACUACCACGCCUGCGCAGCCGACGACGACUUUGACACGGAUUUUGACCCCUCGAUUCUGCCUCCUCCGGACCCCUGGAUUGACUCCAUCACCGAAGACCCCCUGGAGGCCGUGCAAAGGUCAGUGUGCCACCGGGACGGCCACUGGUUUCUGAAGCUUCUCCAAGCAGAGCGGGACCGCAUGGAAGGGUGGUGCCAACAGAUGGAGAGAGAAGAGCGGGAAAACAACCUCCCGGAAGACAUUCUAGGGAAAAUCCGAACCGCAGUGGGCAGUGCCCAACUUCUCAUGGCCCAGAAAUUCUACCAGUUCAGAGAACUGUGUGAAGAAAACCUGAAUCCUAAUGCUCAUCCAAGGCCCACCUCCCAGGAUUUGGCGGGGUUUUGGGACAUGCUGCAGUUGUCCAUAGAAAAUAUUAGUAUGAAAUUUGAUGAACUUCAUCAGUUAAAGGCCAAUAAUUGGAAACAGAUGGAUCCUCUUGACAAGAAGGAGAGAAGGGCCCCUCCUCCAGUGCCAAAGAAGCCGGCGAAGGGCCCCGCGCCGCUGAUCCGGGAGCGCUCGCUGGAGAGCUCGCAGCGCCAGGAGGCCCGCAAGCGCCUGAUGGCCGCCAAGCGCGCCGCGUCCGUCCGCCAGAACUCGGCCACCGAGAGCGCCGAGAGCAUCGAGAUCUACAUCCCCGAGGCGCAGACCCGGCUCUGAGCGCCGCCCGCCCAGUCUCUGUGGCCCCUCCACCGCCCCAUCCCCGCAGCCGUCUCCCCCCACCCCUCCGAGCCCGUCUGUUUCUGAGCUCAGUGACUUCCACUGUCGUGGUGUAGUGGUCCACCUCGCAGGAGCCGUCCCCCCACCCCACCCCCGCGCCGUCCCGCUUCCCGAACCAAUUUGCCCAUCUUCACCGAGCUGCGCCCCCUUAAUUUCCCGAUGCCGGCCCCCUGCCUCAUACAGAGAUCCAACCCUUUAUUUUCUGGGCCAAGCCAAACCCACCUGUGUAGAAAAGACACCUUUAGGUCACCUGCCAUCCUCAGUUUUUCUCAAGCUAGUGUGUUCCUAGAGCUCAGCAAUAUAAAACCAUAGGGUAUUUCAGAAAUCCAGUAUCACAGGGUGAUCCUUUGGGACUUUCCGUCUUCCACAUGAAAGAAACGAGGGCUCCGAUUCCCUUUAUUUCCCCUAAAUGGUUAUUCUUUCUUCUUUUUUUAAAAAAAAAAAAAAAGCAGAUGGAGCACUUUAUUUCCAACCUCAGAUUAUCACACCAUCUCACCCCGGAAUCCAUGAAUGACAAAAGAGAGAGGGGACCAAGCUGGCCUGGGGGUGGGGGUGGGGGAGACCUGGAUGUGUAGGAUUGAAGGGAGAAGCGAAAUCUGCAGGUGCUAGGGGCACCUGCACCUCUCACAGCUGCACAAACUGCCUCGCUGUUAACUUCAUCAAUCACAGCUUCAAAUGUUUCAAUCAGCAGAAGAUUGUAAAUUUGAUCUUUCAGGGAAAUUAAUCUAUUCUGAAAGGCAAUAAAAAUGAAGAAGGCAAGGCAAAGCGAAGGAAGCGCUGAUGGUUUGAGAUACUGCAUAAGGGAUUUUAUUUUUUUUUUCUCCUAUUUUUAAGAAAAAUUUAGGCCUGAAAUGUUUUCUCAACUUUUAUUGUACUAUGUAUAUUAUAUUGUCGUUGUGGCGGUGAUUUUUAAAGGGCAAAGUGUUGCUUCUGUUAAUUUAGCGUCCAUCCUGGUGGACCUGGCUAAUGACACACACAUAAGUAUACAUCUCCUUCUGAAGCACUGUAAACAGCAGCAAAGCUGUUUUCAGAGAAGGGUUUGGGUUUUCCUAUCAUCCCUUUGAAUGCUACACAUCCGUCUAGUUGAACCCACUCGUUCACAUUUCAGGUAUAUUUCCUUCUUUAGCCUCUUCUGCUUACUAUCCAGAGUUUGCUCACUCCCCACCAUAGGAUUUUGUCCUAUGUCAAAUGGAGAAACUAAGUUUAUUACCCCAAUAGACAUGCUGCCUCAUUCCAAAGAGCUUUCAUUGUCAUCUUGAGGUUCCAGGUAGGGAGAGAAGAAGUCUGACCUGCAGGGGUCAACAGCCAUGAGGAGGGGGAAAGGUUAUAUGAUUCAGUCACAGACAGAAGUCCAGGCACUGGGCAGAGUUUGUUGGUUUACAUUUUUAGUCAUGAUUGAUGGGCAGUAUGCAUUGGUGUCUAGCUGAAGAUGUCUUCAAAUGCCCUUACUCGUAGCAGUUUAAACAUUUAGAAUGUGGCGAUCUUAAAGUAUCACUGGCAUAUUAUGUCCAGUUCACACCUUAAAGCAUUAGAAAUUUGCCAUUGAACAAGAAAUGAAAGACUUUUUUAAAAAAUAAAAUAUGCUUGCACCAGAGAAGCUUUUAAAAAAAUAAUAAUAAUACACUCUCAUAGCCAGGUGCUAAUUUAAUUUUAUUUAAGAGAGGUGAUGGGUUCUGGCAACGAAUACUUUCACAGACAUAUUCUAAAACCACUAGAGAAUUCGCUACCUCUCAGAGCCAUUGAUGCUUUGAGCUAUCUUUAUCCACAGGGCACAAAUGUUUACUGCUGUGGUUUACAAGAAAAGGGCUACUAACUUAUUUAAAAAACAACCAACCAACCAACUUUUAACUAGGGUAAGCCAAGCACCUUUCUGAAAGUGCUUUGUAAAAUGGGGGGAAACAGAUUUUUGAGCUUCAAAGUGUUUGCUAGUUCAGAAGAACACACCAUUUCUUACCUUGUAGCAGCAAUGAAGUGUCACAUAAAGUUUGCCGCAAGGAAGGCCAACUGUCACCUUGGGUCACCUAUGGUCACAGUCACUACUGAGAAUGACUUGGAACUCAGCAGAGUGACAGGAAGGAAGCAGCAUCCAUUCCCUAACCCAUGUUCACACCCAUGGCGCUGUGCCCUGAGGCAGAGUUAAGAUCUGGAUUAAGAAAUCGAUUUCUAACAUGAUUAAGACCAUCCUACAAUAUUUUCUUUGGAAACUGAUUUAGCCCAAGAUAUUUUAAAGAGAGACAAGAUAAGACCUAUUUAUCUUGUCUAAGCGAAUGGUAUUUGUAUAUUCAUAAGCUAUUUUUGGUAAGAAUUUUAAAUCUUUUAGCUGACUGCCUACAGGGCAUCAUGACCUUUGCCUUCCUUAAAAAACACAGUUUAAAUUGUACAAACACUUUAUAAAAAGCUAAUUAUUGAUGUUAGAACAUGACCCCCCCACAAUGCUGUUUGCUAACCACUUGAACCCCGAAACUGACAUCCAUGAGCUUAACCUUUGUUACAUUGUUCUUUUUGAUGUAAUUUGUAGAAAUGUUUUUUAGUUCAUAAUGGAAAAUGUAUGUACCCUGAAAAAUUACUUAUUUUGUUUAACUUUGGUACAAAGGUGUUGGGCAUUUUCUUGGGGCGGGGGGGAUUACAAAAGAAGUUUGUCUCCCACAUCAAAAAAUGUUCAAAGAAAUUAAGUAUUUAUUAUAUUUUUUGCAGAUGUUUCCAUACAAUUCACAUAACCUUUUUGUAAAGAGAGAUGAAGAAAUGGAUUAAAGAUUUUUAAUAUUUGAAAUGGUAAAUAGAACUAAUUUAUUUGUAAUAUAUUUCUGUUAUUUAUAGAUGUUUCCUUAAUGUUUUACUGUGCAUUACCACUUUAAUUUAAGCCUUAUCCUUGUGAAUUUACCAUUUCUUUUUUAAAACAUGUCUAGAUGCAUAUUUUAAAUAACUGGAAUGUAAAUCACUAGCAUAUCUGAAUUCCCAAAUGUAAUUUUUAAAAAUUAUUUUGGUUCGGAAAAAAAAAAAAAGAUUCAUUUGAAAGCCUUCAGAUGGAGGGGUGGGGAACAUUUUUAUGGCUUUCUGAAUUGGAAUUUCAUAGGCUUAUUUACCUAGAUUGUGUGUGGAUUAAAAAAAAAUUGUAAAUAGAUGAACGUUUCCCAAAUGUAAAAAGAAGAAAUUAAUAAAAUAAUUAAUGCACCUGCU
Messenger RNA from Marmota flaviventris (yellow-bellied marmot), 5389 nucleotides. RefSeq names its product DLG associated protein 1 (gene Dlgap1). Gene Ontology annotation, molecular function: molecular adaptor activity. Gene Ontology annotation, cellular component: postsynaptic specialization; glutamatergic synapse. Gene Ontology annotation, biological process: signaling. The record is from RefSeq and is a predicted model, not a curated record. NCBI's taxonomy places the organism in Eukaryota, Metazoa, Chordata, Mammalia, Rodentia, Sciuridae.